Messenger RNA from Fomitopsis serialis, 1463 nucleotides. RefSeq lists its product as uncharacterized. NCBI's taxonomy places the organism in Eukaryota, Fungi, Basidiomycota, Agaricomycetes, Polyporales, Fomitopsidaceae. The record is from RefSeq and is a predicted model, not a curated record. The transcript has 8 exons. Bases 48 to 1379 code for a protein of 443 amino acids.
CCGACUGUGCAGCUCAAAUUCAUAGCUCUCCUCGUCGCGCGAUUGCUAUGCAGGCCAUCUCCAGCGUCACCAACGAGCCACCUUUGCAGCCGCUGUGUAUAAUUUCUUCUAGGAAACAGGCCGUUAACAAGUCCGGGGCUACAGAGGUGUUUUUAAGCCUCGCAGAGGCCGAUGAAAUCGAGGAGAAUCUUGAUGUCUUCGUUUGUGUAUACUGUCGCGAACCGCCAGGCAUGGAUCAUGGGGUGAUGCUUACUUGCACGUCGUGUGGUGCCAUGGCAUGUUAUGGGCAGGACGGAGACUGCAUUCAGCCAAAAGCUGAUGUAGCUUUUGACCCUAGUGCCUUUGUGUGCCCGGUUUGCAUGCAACGCAGCGGACGGCGGUGGAAUUACAUUGCGUCAGACAUCGUGAAGCAUCUCAUAAACCCUGCUGUCUCGGUGAACCCGGUCUUGCUCGUUACCGCGUUCUUCGAUCGUCCGGGCUACUUCGGCCCUCUCCUCUCCACCCAAAUGCACGCGGAGUAUGAUUUGGUGCCCUACCUGAUCAACCACGUCGAUGUCCAUCUUACAGUAGAGGGUACUGGCCGCCGCCUGGCAACGUCGACUAAGCAGGCGCGAGAGUGGUUGAAGAGCCAAGAGUGUCUUAAUCCUGCAAUGCUGCUGGUCAUCGAAGCACACAGUGACCCCCUAACAGGCCACCUCUCUUAUCGCCGGAAUAAACAGCAGAAGUCCUUGGUAGCAAGUGCACGUGAAGUGGCGAGCAUGCUGCUCAGUGAUAUCUACAAUGACUUGCCUCGGAUGUCAGGGCUGCGUGGGCUUGUACUCCAUGAACAGGUUUUAAAGCAACUGGUCUAUGAAAAGCGCUUCAACUUCAUCGUUGGUUUUGUUGCAAGUGGUGUCGUGCCACCCAUGGUCGGCAUCCCUCUGCUGACGUGCAUUUGUGCUUUGUAUCUGAAGCACAAGCAAAUCCUCGAUGCAGUUGUUCAAGCUUUCGGUGCCGACUCCAACUGUCUCAAGACGGUGGGUGUGCACCUCACAUAUCAUGACCUGGUGGGCAAGAUCCAGCAGCAUGCAUAUGUGCGGGGUAACAUGGGUCGUGCAUGGGGCAUCAUGUUCCAAUGCCCGAAUAUCGAGUGUUCGGGAUGUUCUGCAGACGUGCGGCCCCGCAAACAUAAAACUCACGACACCUACCGGUUCCGGUGCGAUGCGUGUCACUACAGAACCAAAGAGUACAUUGGUAUGCCUGCUUGGAUUGAGCUAGUUGGCACGGAGCCGCCAGUGUACCGUUAUCCACUCUUAGUCAAUGGUGAGGAAGCCACCCGGUACUUCAUUGGCAAGCUUGAAUUGGUGGAGUGGGAGAAGGUGGAGGAUCGCGAAGCAUAGACCGUACUGUUCGGACGGACGAGCCUAGUCCGUUUCUUAGACUAGUGUUAUGUGGAGUUCUAAAUGGGAACAUUGUCUACAAUU